This is a messenger RNA of Exophiala dermatitidis NIH/UT8656, 1998 nucleotides long. Its product is annotated as acid phosphatase. Lineage: Eukaryota; Fungi; Ascomycota; Eurotiomycetes; Chaetothyriales; Herpotrichiellaceae. The record is from RefSeq and is a predicted model, not a curated record. The transcript has 4 exons. Gene Ontology annotation, biological process: positive regulation of transcription by RNA polymerase II; meiotic cell cycle. The coding region runs from base 1 to 1998 and encodes 665 amino acids. Gene Ontology annotation, cellular component: nuclear chromosome. Gene Ontology annotation, molecular function: DNA-binding transcription factor activity; DNA binding.
AUGGAUCCCACAUUACUUCAGCAUUCUUCCCCAUUUGACUUUCCAAUUUCUUCCGAAUCCAAAUAUCUCGGCCAGGGGCGUCCCUUCUCAAAUCCCUCCUACCCUGCCAAUGACUUUCCAUACUCCGGACGAAGGCCGCAAAGUGCCCUGACGAACGGUGCACCCGGAGCGGGAGUGGCCAUCUCUUCCAACUCCAAUCUGGACUUCAAUAGUAGCUCCCUACUGAAUGAAUCACCGUUUCACUCGCACACCCAGGAAACGCAGCUCCUGCUGAGUCCUCCCGAUUCCAGCAGUGGCUCGGCGAGCGCGAGUGGCAACUCUACAGCUUCCUCCAUCGUCUUCACGACUCUUCCCAAGCCAUUCCCCAGCAAUGCAGGCCCGACAGACCAUUUUCCGAGCGCACCUCCAUCGGUUCUCUCGUCCAACUGGGCAGGGUCUGCAAUGACGGUAAUGGACCGUCCUCGGUUCCCUCCGCCUUUGUCACCUCCUGUGAACUACAAUUCGGCAAACGGCAUGGGAACUGCGUUGUUGAGUAAUAGGCCCAUGGUGGACCGGCUGCCACCCUCCUAUCAACCCAAUGGACAUUCGUCAAUAAGUCCAGGGCUAUUCCAACAGCCAGGGCCCAGGUAUCCACCCAGCACUUAUCAUCGAAAUAGCAUCGGCCAUCCAUACAUUGCUGACGGUCUAUAUCCGGGACAAAACAUGUCAGCCUCUAUCCACGAGCAACCAAGCCCUGCCAAGCAGGACGGUCCGCCAUUCGGGGACACGGUCGUUCUAUAUCCGGUGCUCACCGUACGCAACCAGCAACUGAUCCCCGAGAUCACAGCUAGUAUACAGAAGGGGUUCUUUCAGGUGGACCGGAAGUGGACUUGUUACCGACGGAAUUACUUUGCAGUGACCUGCUCCUUUGCGUUCAAGAACCAUGGGGCCGAAGGGCCAUUCUACCUGCAAAGGAAUGGGCACGAAGAACAAAUCCAUCAAUUUGCCGUCUCCAUCUCGGCCAAAACAGCACUGACGGGGAAUGGGGAGAGCGAAAGUCGCGGUCUUGUUCAGCAUACGCCCAAGAGAGACAAGGCCACCGAGUCGGUUCCGGGCAGACACUUGAUUUCACCCACGCCCAACCAGUCAAUGGGUCCCAAUGGCGUGUACUUGGGUGCAGGCUCAUUGUACGGCGGUUCGCAGCAUAUGUCAUCAGCAAUGAUGGGGAGUUAUGGAGGGGCUUUUGAGAAUUCCAGCGCCAACUCCAUUCCCCCAUUGCACACUUUCGAAAGAAUUCAGUUUCAGAAGGCUACCGCCAACAACGGGAAGCGCCGUGCACAGCAGCAAUAUUUCUUGGUGGUGGUCGAGCUAUCGGCGAAUAUCGCGCGGUCGCCCGGUGAGGAGAACUGGGUCGUGAUUGCAACCAAAGAGUCGGACCCCAUGGUUGUCCGGGGCAGGUCCCCCGGACACUAUAAGGAUAAUGGACGCCGGGACAGUCAGACCAGUAUGGAUCCGGAUCGAGGCAGCGGACACGGGGCGGCCGAGGGUGCGCCGCCAGGGUCCCUUCCGCCGGGCAGCUAUGGGCAUCCGUCCAUGAGCUGGAUGGCCGGUCAUCGUCACAACGCACAUACUCAUUACGGCGGGUCCGGGUCCACCUAUCGCCAGGCCCAGGCUAUGGAAAAUGAGUACUCGCCUGCGAGCAUGGCCUCGUCAAGCACUCUGACUGAAACGUCGACCGAAGCCGAUCUCAAUCCCUCCGAGACGCUCUCCAAGAAGUCGUCUUGCACUUUCUCGCCCGAUCGCUCCGUCUCAACCCCGCGGUCGGAGAGCAGUGAGGACGCGCUGUUCAACCUUGACGGAGGACACCACCACCACACCCUGACGCGGAAACGGGCCUAUGAGGAUGACGACGGGGACGCUCAUUUGCACUUCCAUCUUCCAGCCCCCUUCACCGACAGCGUCUCGUCCCUGAGUGAUUUCUCCACAAUGCCAUACUCGAAGCUCCUGUGUGCAUCUUGA